Messenger RNA from Contarinia nasturtii (swede midge), 4602 nucleotides. RefSeq lists its product as uncharacterized. The record is from RefSeq and is a predicted model, not a curated record. NCBI's taxonomy places the organism in Eukaryota, Metazoa, Arthropoda, Insecta, Diptera, Cecidomyiidae. Gene Ontology annotation, molecular function: DNA helicase activity. Gene Ontology annotation, biological process: DNA repair; telomere maintenance. The transcript has 4 exons. The coding region runs from base 1 to 4602 and encodes 1533 amino acids.
AUGCCUCCGACAAAGAAAUUUCACGUUGGAAAGAAUACAUUGAAGGCAAGAAAAGUAAAAACGAAGAGGGUAAAGGAAACGCCAUAUACACGUAAACAUCGUUUAGAAUCAGUGCGUUUGCAAAUGUGUGAAUCGAGGGCAAACGAAACACCAUAUAAUCGUGAAAAUCGUUUGGAAUCAGUGCGUUUGAGAAUGUGUGAAAUAAGAGCAAAUAAAACUGUUGAUAAUCGUAAAGUUCGCCUAGAAGCUGAUAGAUUAAGAAAGAGUGAAUUAAGAGCAGCUGAAACAUCUGUUCAACGUGAAGUUCGCCUAAAAUUAAACCGCGAAAGAGCAGUAGCAUCCAGGAAAUCUGUUUGGACAAAUUUGAACAAUGAAGCAUUCAAAUAUGACAAACAGAUUGAUUAUAGUUUGCAUCCAAAUGUUUCAAUUGGAAAAAUGGAUAGUCUCUGUUUGCAUUGCCAUGCACUUAAAUUCCAUAAAGAGUCACCCGGAAUGUGUUGUUCAAAUGGAAAAGUUGUGUUGCCACCGUUGAAUGAUCCGCCUGAACCACUUCGAACAUUUGUAUCGGGUACUGAUCCAUUAUCAAGGCACUUCCAACAAAACAUUCGGAAGUACAAUUCAUGCUUUCAAAUGACGUCGUUUGGAGCAUCGGAAAUUGUUGGCGCUAAUGGUUAUAUGCCAACGUUCAAAGUUCAAGGACAAGUUUACCAUACAAUUGGUUCACUUUUGCCUGUACCUGAAGAAGAGUCUAAAUUUCUUCAGAUUUAUUUUAUGGGUGAUUAUGAAAAGGAGAUUGAUCAACGUUGUGCUGUUAUUAAAGGAAUGAAACGUGAAAUUGUUGCACAUUUACAAGCAUUAUUCCAUGAGCACAACCAUUUGAUUCAGUCGUUCAAAGUCGCAAUGGAACAAAUGCCUUUAAAUAAUUGCAAAGUCAUCAUAAGAGCAGAUAAAGCACCAACUGGAGAGCAUGAACGUCGAUUUAACGUCCCAACGAUUGACGAAGUUGCAGUAGUUAUAGUUGGAACUGAGUUUGAAAAACGAGAUAUUGUUAUUCAGAAACGAGAUUCAAGCUUACAACGCGUGGCUGAAACACACCGAUGGUACGAUGCUCUUCAAUAUCCAUUGUUAUUCUGGCAAGGAGAAGAUGGGUACCACUUUCAAAUAAAGCGAAUUGAUCCCAACACAGGAAAACCGGACCAAAAUAAUAAAAAGGUUUCGUGUAUGGAUUUUUAUGCAUAUCGUAUGAUGUUGAGAGCCAAUCAAACAACUCACAUCUUACAGUGUCGACAACUUUUCAACCAAUUCAUCGUUGAUAUGUAUGCUAAAAUGGAAAGUGAACGACUUUUAUUUAUACGAUUAAAUCAGAAGAAACUACGUGUAGAAGAAUACAUUCAUUUGCGAGAUUCAAUUGCAAAUGAUGGAAAUGUAGGUGAUAUCGGGAAAUUGGUUAUACUACCAUCUACAUAUAUCGGAAGUCCAAGGCACAUGCAAGAGUACACUCAAGAUGGCUUAACAUAUUGCCAAAAAAAGGGAAAACCAGGUCUGUUCAUCACGUUUACAUGCAACCCAAAAUGGUCUGAAAUACAAGAGUUGCUGUUACCAGGACAAUCCCCAGCAGAUCGCCAUGACAUCAUUGUCAGAGUUUUCAAACAAAAGUUAACGAAGCUGAUGGAUGUAAUAAUAAAAUGUAAGAUAUUUGGCGAAGUAACAUGUUGGAUGUAUACCAUUGAAUGGCAGAAAAGAGGAUUACCACACGCACAUAUUUUGAUUUGGCUGAAAAACCAACUUUCGCCGAUUCAAAUUGAUGACAUUAUUAGUGCAGAAAUACCCGAUCCAAAGGAAGAUCCAAAACUUUUUGAAAUUGUGUGUAGACAUAUGAUUCAUGGACCAUGUGGAUCAUUGAACGUACAUUCACCAUGUAUGAAAGACGGAAAAUGUACAAAAAGAUAUCCGCGAGAAAUGAUUCAAGAAACGCAAACUGGAAACGACGGAUAUCCGUUGUAUCGACGACGAAAGCCAAACGAUGGUGGACACAAAACCCUUAUCAAGAUGAGAAGUGUUGAUGUAGAAAUUGAUAAUAGCUGGGUUGUGCCAUAUUCCCCAUUAUUGUCAAAAAUGUUCAAUGCUCAUAUCAAUAUUGAAUGUUGCAAUUCUGUUAAAUCAAUCAAAUACAUUUGCAAAUACAUCAACAAAGGCAGUGAUAUGGCGAUUUUUGGUCUAUCCAGUGAAAAUAGAUCAAAUGAUGAAAUCACACAAUUUCAAAUGGGUCGAUAUAUUAGCAGUAAUGAAGCUGUUUGGCGCAUCCUUGGUUUCAAUAUACAUGAGCGUUAUCCUGCAGUUAUGCAUCUUGCAGUGCACUUGGAGAACGGACAACGAGUGUACUUCACUGAACAAAAUGCUCGAGAAAGAGCCAAUCAUCCACAGAAUACAACAUUAACAGCUUUCUUUCAACUGUGUCAAAAUGAUGCAUUCGCUAGAACGUUACAUUAUCCUGAGGUUCCAAAAUAUUACACUUGGGAUAUGACACAAAAACAAUUUUUCAGGAGAAAAAAUGGUAGAUAUGUAGCUGAUUAUGCUGGUAUACGUGAAACCGACACAAUAGGAAGAGUAUAUACCGUUCAUCCAAACUAUGCUGAAUGUUACUACUUGCGAAUUCUGCUUCACGAAGUUAGGGGUCCGACAUCAUUUCAAGCAUUAAAAACUAUAAAUGGUGUCGAGUAUCAAACAUAUAGAGAAGUAUGUUUAGAGCUUGGCUUACUUGAAAAUGAUCAACAUUGGGAUACGACAUUAACGGAAGCGUCUCUCUCGAGUCAUCCAAAACAAAUACGUAUGCUAUUUGCAAUCAUUUUAACCACAUGUGCACCAUCUGAUCCAAAAGGUUUGUGGGAAAAACAUAAAGAGAGCAUUAGUGAAGACAUACUUCGACAAGCACGCAGAGCAAACCCUGAUUUGGCAAUUCAGUUUUCGGAAGAGAUGUUCAAUGAGGCACUAAUAUUACUGGAAGAUGUAUGUAUGUCAAUCAAUAACAAAUCUCUAUGUCAGUUGGGGUUGCCAUCGCCAACACGUAAUACCAACAAUAUUUAUGACCACGACCUAUUACGUGAAAAGCAGUACGAUGUAGUUAAGCUUCGAACUUACGUUGAAGCCAAAAAAAGACUAUUAACAGAAGAUCAGAAGCAUGCUUACACAACAAUACUGCAACAAGUAGAACGUGAUAAUGGCGGCAUUUUCUUCCUUGAUGCACCAGGAGGCACUGGAAAAACAUUUCUUCUGAAUUUAUUAUUAGCGGAAAUACGAUCAAGAAAUGAAAUUGCAGUCGCUGUAGCAUCGUCUGGAAUUGCUGCAACGUUACUCGAAGGUGGACGAACUGCACAUUCAGCAUUCAAGCUUCCAUUAAAUUUGAAUCAAGCGGAAACACCUACUUGCAAUAUUGGUAAAAGAUCGGGUAUGUCUGCAUCAUUAAAAAUCACAACUAUUGUUAUAUUCAUUACACUAAGACACUCUAAUGGAAUUUCUACAGGGAUGGCUACAAUACUGAAGACAUCCAAAAUUAUUAUUUGGGACGAGUGCACGAUGAUUCACAAAAAAGGCCUCGAAGCAUUAGAUCGAACACUGCGAGACUUAAGAGGAAACGAUCAAAUAAUGGAAAAUGCACUGAUAUUGUUAUCGGGAGAUUUUCGACAAACAUUACCAGUAAUUCCAAGAUCAACGCCUGCAGAUGAAGUCAAUGCGUGCCUAAAAGCAUCACAUCUUUGGAGGUAUGUCAAAAAGAUCCAGCUGACAACAAACAUGCGUGUACAUCUACUCAAAGAUGCAUCAGCAGCGGUAUUUGCACAACAACUUUUGGAUAUGGGUGAUGGUAAGUUUCCGGUUGAUACAAAAACACAAGAAAUAAAGUUUCCGCCAAAUUUUUGUCAAUUGGAACCAACACUUAAAGAUAUAGAAAAUAGAGUGUUUCCCAAUGUUUCGAUCAAUUAUCGCAAUCAUGAUUGGCUUUAUGAACGGGCAAUUUUAGCACCAAGGAAUGAAAAUGUCAACAAAAUCAAUCAUCAAGUUCAAUUACAUCUGCCAGGUGCUGUAAUGAAAUUCAAAUCAAUCGACACCGUAGUAGACGAGAAUCAAGCGGUAAAUUAUCCAAUUGAGUUUCUCAAUUCACUGGAACCUCCCGGGAUGCCUCCACAUAUAUUAACAUUGAAAGUUGGCUCACCAAUAAUGCUGAUCCGUAAUUUGCAUCCACCAAAACUUUGUAACGGAACGAGAUUGGCUAUUAAAAAGCUAAUGCCACAUUUAAUUGAAGCAACUAUUAUUGGUGAUAAAUAUAAAGGAGAGGACGUUCUAAUUCCGCGCAUUCCAAUGAUAACCACGGAUCUGUCAUUAGAAUUCAAAAGAUUACAGUUUCCAGUGCGCCUUGCAUUUGCAAUAACAAUCAACAAAGCACAAGGGCAAACAUUGAAAACAGUUGGAUUGAAUUUAGAAAAUCCAUGUUUUGCACAUGGCCAACUUUUCGUAGGUUGCGGUAGAGUGGGAUCACCAAAAAAUUUAUUUAUUUAUACACCAAACAAUAAAACAAGAAAUAUUGUUUAUCCCCUAGCUCUACAAUAA